Molecule: messenger RNA, 1137 nt
Organism: Exophiala mesophila
Lineage: Eukaryota; Fungi; Ascomycota; Eurotiomycetes; Chaetothyriales; Herpotrichiellaceae
Exons: 2
Coding region: 85-993 (302 amino acids)
Biological process (GO): translation
Cellular component (GO): mitochondrion
Molecular function (GO): ribosomal large subunit binding
Source: RefSeq, a predicted model, not a curated record
GUUGAUGUCCUGAACUCUGACGGGUAGCCUGCAUUGUGCCCACCCAAGAAGCGAAUAAGCAGAAUACAGAUUAACGCUCCGAAAAUGUCCAAUCCCGGCGCCAGAUUCGUCUCUCAAAGUCUUCUGCAGACUCUCAAAGCUCCCCAUUCCGCAAGCCGCCCAGCCAGAGCUUUCAUCUGCAGACAAUGCCGGCAGCUUCUCGCAGAGAAGCCCUCCCCAACAUCCACCCAGCUCGUCCAGGCCGCUCGUCUGUUUAGCACGUCUUCUGCAUUUCAGAAAAAGUCGUCUGCCUCGUCGAAAUCCGCCCGCUCGUCUCCCGAGGUCGGUUCGCCAAAGAAUAAGUCGGCACACAUACCUGACAAUGCGGCCACGAGGAACAAAGACGCUGAGGUCGACCCCUACGACUUCACCGACCUGAAUGAAGGCCUUGCCACUGCGAUGGCCAGGCUGAAAGACGCCUUGACAAAGACUCGAGAUGCCGGCCGCGUCACACCUGAGAAUCUUGGUCAAUUGCCCGUGGAGAUCAAUAUCAAGGGUAAAGAAGCACAUGGGGGCAGUGCGCACAAGGAAAGAGUCAAGAUUCAAGACCUAGCCAGCGUGGCACCCAAGGGUGGCAGGACUCUUCAGGUCUUUGCGGCUGAAGAAGCACACGUCAAACCCUUGCUUUCGGCUCUUGCGUCCUCUCAACAUAGUCUUGUCCCUGCCGUCGACUCCAACAAUCCUCUAUGCAUUAUCGUCCCCAUCCCGCCCGCCACAGCCGAAACGCGAGCUCAGGCCAAAGCCGAGGCGAAGAAAUGCUUCGAACGAGCCAGCAAUGAUGUUCGCAAUGCUCGUGGUGAUCAGCAGAAACGUCACCGGAAGAUGGAGCUGGAGAAGCUGGUGAUCAAGGACGAACUGCGCAAAGCCCACAAGCAAAUGGAAGAGGUCGUCCGCAAGGCUCAGGAUGAGGUCAAAAAGGUGUACGAGGCUGCCGUUAAGAGCCUGGAUGCGUAGAACGCCAUGUAAAAAAAAGUCUGAUUGUGACGGCUGCCAUAAGUGGUCACUAGUCCUUCGGAGCACAUUGGUAAAGAUAAUCUGUCGCUCUGCCAAAAAUAUCCCUCACGCCUACAAUCGCUCAUGUGAUUCUGCAUCUCCGUC